UCCACCUGUUUAUAGCUCACAGAAACGCCAAUUCCACUAAACUACAAGAAAGCGGGAGAGCGGGAGAGAUAGAGAGAGAGAGAGAGAGAGAGAGCGAGAGAUGGAAGGAACGAAAAUGGACAGAUGGGGAUACGAGGUCAGGACCUCUUCCGAAGCCUGCAUAUCAGCUAUCAACUCCUACUAUCACCAGGUACUGAGUUAUGGAAGAAAGAGGUCUGUGAUAUUGGAAGCUCCCGUUCAUGAUCCACACUGUGUUUUGGCCAACAUCUUGGCCGCCCAUUUCCUCUGUUCCUCCGAUCCUUCUCGUGCUCUUUUAUACCUUGACGCUGCCAAGUCUCGACUGGAGCAAGCUACCUCGUACGAGAAAGCGGCUUUUGAAUCAAUCAUUUAUUUGAUUUCACCAGACAGAGAUGAUGAUGUUGCUGUUGAGUUACAUUACAAGCUACAAGACAAUUUCCCAAAAGAUCUGGUAUCUCUGAAGAGGGCACAAGUUCUAUGCUUUUACAUAGGUCGCCCUGAUCUAUCUUUGAAACUCGUUCAACAGGUUCUACCUAAAAAUGAUCAAGAAAAUUUCAUAUAUGGGAUGCUUGCCUUUGCAUUAUUAGAGAUGGGACAAAUGGAAGAUGCAGAGAAAGCAGCAAAAAAGGCAUUUGAGAUCAACAAGGAAGAUCCCUGGGCACAACAUGCUCUGUGCCAUGUUCUUCAGUAUGAAUGUCGUUUCAAGGAAGCGGUGGAGUUCAUGAAAGAAUCCUCAAGAUCAUGGAGUGCUUUAUCAUCUUUCAUGUACACACACAAUUGGUGGCAUGUUGCUCUUUGUUACUUGGAAGGACAUUCUCCUAUGAAAAACGUGGUAGAAGUUUAUGAUCUCUGUAUCUGGAAGGAGUUGGAAAGAGAUGAUGCUAUGGCUGCUGAGGUCUACUUGAAUGCUGUCGGUUUGUUAUUGCGAGUGUAUGUAAGAGGUGAAAUUAAUGUGUUUGAGGACCGUCUGAAGAUCUUAGCUGGUUAUCUCACAGAUCCAGUCUUUUGGUAUCUUGAGUGGCACCUUGAUUUGUUGACAUUAUGGGCCUUAGCUUGUACUGGAGAAUUGAGUAAGGCAGAAGAAUUACUGAAGGGAUUAAGAUCCAGAAUUUCCAUGAUGAGCAAGAAGAAACAGCAAUUAAUGCAGAAAGGAAUGCAGCUUGCAGAAGCACUAUAUCAUUACGGGAAGGGUGACUACAAACAGGCAUUAGAAUUGCUUGGUUCAGACUUUCAGGCCGUCAACUAUAAGGUGAUUGGGGCAUCAGAUGAACAGCUUGAUGUCUUUGAUGAAGUCUGGAUCAGUAUGCUGCUGAAUACUGGACAAGCUAUGAGGGCUAUUGACGCCAUUCAGAAGCAGUUAAAGAAGAGGGAAGGAUGCCCGUUCUUGUGGCACCUGCUGGAGAGGGCUUAUACACUGUUGGAUAGACCGGAAGCUUCAAUAGCAGGAGAAAAGGCGAGGGCUCUAGAAACUGCAUACUUUUAAUAGUUCACGAGGUAGCUGGAUCCUGCAGAUAAACACUAUCAGAGGUCAAACUAACCUCAUCUUGUAUCUUACAUUUUGUGUAAUAUAUAACUCACUUGUUCGAUUUAUCAUCCUUAUUUGCUAUGUGUUGUUUGUUUGAGAUCUAUAUGACUUCCGUUAAAAAACUUUGCAAAACCAUUGUUGUUUAUGUAUCAUGUACAAUACACAGAUUGGUUGGUUGAUUUUGAACUGAAACAUAUUGGCCUUUCUAUUGUG
Molecule: messenger RNA, 1756 nt
Organism: Ilex paraguariensis (yerba mate)
Lineage: Eukaryota; Viridiplantae; Streptophyta; Magnoliopsida; Aquifoliales; Aquifoliaceae
Source: the annotation of a GenBank genome assembly